AUGUAUGAUGUUUCUCCUCCCAUAAACUUCUCGGGAAUUCAAAUUUCGAUCAUCCGCUUAAGAACACACCGUUUAUGGGAAAACGGGCUUAACUUGAGCUCUUUUCGAAUCCCCCCAAGAACUCUGCCUCGUCCCUUCACGAAUAGAGUUGACAUUUUGUAUCAAAAUCUUGGCAAUUGGUCAACAUUCUAUUACAAUGUCCCGGACCACACGUUUGUCACAUCCGUAGUGGGAUUUUCAGCCUAUGAUUCGAACGCGACUCCAUUCAGAAACGGACUAAUCGAGCUUAAUUUAAGAGGGGACGACCCAAUUACCGUCAGUUUUCAAAAUCUUUCGCUCGGUUGGAAUGCGGACAUGAGGUGCGUCCGGUUUAGCACUAACGGGACAGUCGAAUUUACCAAUUUGACCCUGCUGGGCACUUGUGUAGCUAGGGGGCAGGGGCAUUUUUCAGUUGUUGUGCCAAGAAAGGGAGGGGAGCAUAAAAAGGUGUUUAGGUGGUGGAUUUUGGGUUUUGUUGGAGGUUUUGUGGGUUUGGGUUUGGUUGUUUGGGGUGGGUUUUUUGUGGGCAAGGUGUGUCAAUGGAAAAAAGUGAGUAAAAUGGAGAGGGAAUCUGAAAAGAGUGAGAGUUUGGAGGCAUUGUGGAUUAGAAAUAGCAAAAUGCCUCUGGCCUCUGCUAUUAGAACACAACCAUCGCUUGAGAGUAAUUGUAAUUGUGUUCCAUAA
Striga asiatica is the source of this 723-nucleotide messenger RNA. NCBI's taxonomy places the organism in Eukaryota, Viridiplantae, Streptophyta, Magnoliopsida, Lamiales, Orobanchaceae. The record is from the annotation of a GenBank genome assembly.